Molecule: messenger RNA, 2899 nt
Organism: Exophiala mesophila
Lineage: Eukaryota; Fungi; Ascomycota; Eurotiomycetes; Chaetothyriales; Herpotrichiellaceae
Exons: 4
Coding region: 106-2400 (764 amino acids)
Biological process (GO): glucan catabolic process
Molecular function (GO): hydrolase activity, hydrolyzing O-glycosyl compounds
Source: RefSeq, a predicted model, not a curated record
AUAGCAUCGGGGCCUUCCUCUUUGCUUCUGUGCUUCUUGCUUUCCUCAUGCUGUUGUUGCCGUCGUUCAAUUUGACAUAGCCUUGUGCUGCCAUUCCUUUACAAUAUGCCUUCCUCAUCACUCUUUCUGAGGUCGAGCACCACUCUCCUUUCUGUUUUGUCUUUGAUUUCCCCCUCAAUUUCUUCUGCCAUUCCACAUGCAUUGGUUCCCCGUGCCGAGACCUACUAUGCCUUGGACACUGACUACUCCGGUGCCUCCUUCUUCGAUGGCUUCAACUUCUUUUCCGAAGCUGACCCUACACAUGGUUUCGUCACAUACGUCGACAGAAGCAGCGCCCAGAGAAAUGGCCUCAUCUCUCUCAAUGGCGGAUCCGCUCAAAUGAAGGUCGACUCUAGCAACACUUAUGAUGGCAAUGCCGCCUAUUGGGGCAUUAACGGUGUUGGCCGUCCAAGUGUCAGAAUCGAGUCCACCAAGCAAUGGACAAAGGGUCUUUUCAUCGCUGACAUCAAGCAUGCGCCCACUACUAGAACCUCUCAAGGCUGCGGUACCUGGCCUGCUUUUUGGACAUUGGGAGAUGGCACCUGGCCAUAUAACGGAGAAAUCGACAUCUUCGAGGGCGCCAACAACCAAGGCAGCGUUCUUUCCGCGCUCCACACUGGCAACACUUUCACGGUGCUCCAACGUGAUCAGACUGGUACCCCCAACGGCAAUGACUGCCAGUACUAUCCCAACGCUGCGAACAACAAUGCUGCUGGAUGCGCGUCUUUUGAUCGUCGCUCCACCAGCUAUGGCCCAAGUUUCAACGCAAUCGGUGGUGGUGUCUACGCCAUGGAAUGGACCUCGGAUGCUAUCAAGAUCUGGUUCUUCCCCCGAAAUGGUAUUCCCGCAGACAUCACUUCCGGCUCUCCUGAUCCAAGCUUGUGGGGAACGCCAUCGUCCAUCUUCAAUGGCCCUAAUGCCAACAUCGACGCCAACUUCAGGAACCAUAGAAUCAUCUUUGACACCACAUUCUGCGGUGACUUUGGCGAUGCUACCUGGAGCGGUAAUGGCUGCGCUGCCUCGACUCGUCAACAAAAAUGCUCUGUCUAUGUCGGAAGCAAUCCUUCCGAAUUCUCCGAGGCAUACUGGGACGUCGCAUCGGUCAAGAUCUAUCAACUUAGGGAUAGGCCAGUCACCACGACCACGACCACAACCACAACCACGACUACCACAACCACAACCACAACCACGACAAGUACCACGACUACCACAACGACGACGCCUACGACGACGACGACCACCACCACCACAACCCCACCCGCGCCGACUACAACCACUACAACAACCACUACAACCACUACAACCACCACGACCACCACAACCACCACCCCACCCGCGCCGACUACAACCACCACCACACAGGCUCCCACGACCCUGACCACUACAACUACCCCGGUUGUGCCCACUACCACUCUCACAACCACCACCACCACGACCACGGUUCCCACCACAGCUCCCACCCUCCCUCCGGUCACACCUAGUCCAGGCACGACAGAAACAACCACGACCACAACCACAACUACUACCACGACCACGACCACCACUACCACAACUGAAAAGCCCGUCACAACGCCAACUACUACCACAAGUCACGGUACGCAGGGUCCAACUACCCCCCUUCCUCCUGUUCCAACAACUACUUCACACUGGGGUGGACCAUUGCCCACUACCAGCGUGACCAAGCUCCCCGAGGACACGAGUUCGACCCUUGACCAAUGGGAGGACUGGUCAAGCACCACUGCUGGCCCAGCUCCUACCACGACCACAACCGAGGACGACGCAAUUUGGAGUGACUGGCCAGAGACCACUACAACCCCUGUAAGCCCGGUCUCGACAACCACUUACACAGACGGUGACUGGGAGGACUGGGAAACGACAUCCACAACCACCAUUCCUGUGUCCCCAGAGACCACGACCUACGUGGACGGUGACUGGGAGGACUGGGAAACCACAUCCACAACCACCAUUCCCGUGGUUCCAGCGACUACCACCACCUACUCCGACCCCGACUGGUAUGAUUGGGACUAUGCCUCUUCGACCACGACCGUCCCCGUAAGCCCAGCCACAACCACUGAGCCAAUCUGGGCCGACUGGGCCGAGACCUCAAGCACCAGCACUCCCGUCAGCCCUGCCACGACUACAUCUGAGUCCGCAGUCUGGAGCGAUUGGGAAACCACCGUGACUGCCACACCAGUCACCACCAUCGCAAUCACCCAGACAGUUACUCCCAUCGCCGUCCCCUCAUCCGGCAAGCCCAUCUCGCCUAUUGAGACUUUCACCGGAGCUGCUGGACGUGUCCAACUCACUGUCCUGAGCUCAAUCGGAUCUGGCGCCCUUGUCGUGCUCGCACUGCUUUGGUAGAACAAUUUGAUAUUUUGAUUCUUUCUCUCAUUCUUCCUUCUUUCUUUCUCCUCAACCCCGACUUGUCCAGGCUUGGAGUGGAGGAUCAAGUAGAUUGAAGACGGUUAAGAUUUUUGAUAUGACCAAAAUUUUCUUUUAGAAUGCAUCUCUGCGCAGAGGACAAGAGGAUUCUGGCCACCUCUCGUUUCGGUACCAGAGGCUCGACAAGCAUGAUCAUCAUCCGAAACCUCUACGUUUACUAGACGUGCAUGUGGACCGAUCUGACGUCUUCCUGUCCAGAGACCAUUCAUGUCGAUAGGUUACAUCUGUACUUGAACCCAAAUCUUGCAGAUCCUGCGCCCGCGGUGAACUCAUCUUUCGAUUUUUCUUGAGAGUAACUGUCAUGUUGUAUGUGAUGAUGAUCCUAUGAUAGCACCCUACUCUGAUCUGUGUGAAUGGAACCACACAGGACAACAAGCUCCAAUGACUUGAGGAUGAGAGACCUCGCAUUGUUUCCUUG